Molecule: messenger RNA, 1610 nt
Organism: Saccostrea echinata
Lineage: Eukaryota; Metazoa; Mollusca; Bivalvia; Ostreida; Ostreidae
Product: ubiquitin-conjugating enzyme E2 N
Exons: 5
Coding region: 78-539 (153 amino acids)
Source: RefSeq, a predicted model, not a curated record
CUAGCUUUACAGUAGCGGUAUUCGCCAUUUUAAGAGUUUGGAGAAAGAAAAAUUUUGACCAAACAGCCGAUCUUGAUAUGACUGGGUUACCGAGAAGAAUUAUAAAGGAAACACAACGGUUGCUACAAGAACCAGUACCGGGAAUUCAGGCAAUGCCAGAUGAAAGUAAUGCCAGAUAUUUCCAUGUAAUAGUAGCUGGUCCUGCAGAGUCUCCAUAUGAAGGAGGAACAUUUAAAUUAGAACUUUUUUUACCAGAAGAAUACCCAAUGUCUGCACCUAAAGUCCGCUUUAUGACAAAAAUUUAUCAUCCUAAUAUUGAUAAAUUGGGUAGAAUAUGUUUAGAUAUUUUAAAAGAUAAAUGGAGUCCAGCCCUACAAAUAAGAACAGUCCUCCUUUCUAUCCAGGCUUUACUUAGUGCCCCUAAUCCAGACGACCCUCUAGCUAAUGAUGUAGCCGAGCAGUGGAAAGUUAACGAAUCACAAGCAAUACAAACAGCUAAAGCAUGGACAAAACUUUAUGCUUCUCUAGAUCGAGAAUGACAACACUGUUUAGAGACUGAAAUUAACACAUAAUCAACAAAACAUGUAAACAUCAUCAAACAAAGACAACAUGGAUGUUGAUUUUCCUUGGUUUCCAUAGUAACAGCUUUACUUUACAAGUGCUGUUAAGUGAUAUUUUCCCCCUGUUUCUGCAUUAAGUGUACAAGUUUUGAAUGGAUGUUGACUUCAAUGCAUAAUGCACAUCACUGUUCUCAGUAUUAUUUCCUUGCAAGAUAUUUCAAAUUCAGAAAGAGUUAAAGAGUUAAUCUUAUAUAAAUAGUAUGUUACAUGUACAUGUACCUUUGUUAAGUUCCUUAAAAGAAAAUUACAAAUUGCUUUUCUUAUAUGAAGGGUGCAAUUAAGUUUUGACUGAUAUAGUAUUGUGAUACAUUUGAUUUUGCAUCAGUUUAGUUUUGAAUUUUUCUAGUUGAGGAGAAUUAUAAACUCAUGUAAGGAAAAAAAAAUAGAGAGAUAAUUUAAUGCCUCAUUAUGUAGUACAAUGGAUGAGCUAGGCAUUAAGGGUUAAGGAUUUUUAAAAAAUCGUUCAUUUCACAUUCUCUGACAUAACUUAAUUUAAGUAAUUUAAAAUCUAAUUAUGUCAAUUAACAAUUUUUUGCCAAUUCUGAAUGAUAAAGUAAUUUUGCUUUGUGUAUUUCUAGCUUUUAUGUUUAUAUUUCUUUUCUUUGUAAUUAUUAUUACUUCUAUUAUUAUUUUGAAUGUGUCAACCAAUAAAUCAAAGUAAGGUCUACAAGUGCUUAUAUUCUGAUAACUAUAGAUAGUGCUAUGUUAAAUGUCUCAUCAGUGACUGUAGAAAACACCCUCUCUUUAAGUUAAGUAUAGUUUAGAGAGUGUUAGAAAAUAUGUAUUUUGAAAAAGAAUUAAAAAAAAAAACAAAUAGUUGAAAUCUAUUGUACAACUAGAGAGCAAGGAUUUUGUUAUGAGCAGACCAGGUAUCUACUUCUCACCUGCUGGUAUGUAGGCCAAGAUUAAAAUGAUUGUUUAAGAGGAUCUGUAACUUAUUGAAUGUAAACUCAUGUGUCAUUACAAUUUUAAUAAACUUUCAUUUGUAAA